Messenger RNA from Gadus macrocephalus (Pacific cod), 3402 nucleotides. Its product is annotated as progranulin-like. NCBI's taxonomy places the organism in Eukaryota, Metazoa, Chordata, Actinopteri, Gadiformes, Gadidae. The transcript is spliced from 15 exons. The coding region runs from base 264 to 2282 and encodes 672 amino acids. Gene Ontology annotation, cellular component: extracellular region. The record is from RefSeq and is a predicted model, not a curated record.
UCGGCAUGUCACGUGAUCCCUGGUUUGUAUACCUCACUGUUUCCGGUCUCGCUGGAAGGGAAAGCGACUCACAGCCUGCUGCAGUUUGACUGUAACGUCCUGGUUCUGAUCCAGCGUACCCAACGACGAGAAGGUCUACUCUUCUUCAGCCUUCCUCCAGGCUCCAAGGUCCUAUUUUCCACAGUCCACUGUUUGAGAAAGCUGUCGUUAUCUCCUCCCAGGAAGACGUGGGCUGCACCGGAGGCCUAUUGAAUUGCCCAAUUAUGCUGCAACCAUCUGGUCCAAUGUCUCUGCAGGGCUCAUGGCUGGUGCUCCUCCUGCUGGCCGUCUGCUCAGCGACCUCCUGCCCAGAUGGGAGCCGGUGUGAGGGGAACGACUCCUGCUGCACCUCCCCUGACGGAGCGGCCGCCUGCUGUCCUCCACCGCCUCCAGCCCAUGCGGUGAAGGCAGUGAUGUGUCCCGACAAGGAGUCUGAGUGUCCAGAUGAGACGACCUGCUGCCAGCUCCCUGACGAGACGUGGGGCUGCUGCCCCAUGGUCAAGGCGGUGUGCUGUGAAGACAGGCAGCACUGCUGUCCCGAGUUGACCCGGUGUGACCUGAAACACUCCCGCUGUGUGUCCGCGGGCCUGGGCUCCGUCCCCCUGCUGGAGAAGCUACCUGCUCGCAGGAGAACAGCAGAGGUCGACUCGGCUUCAGGGCCAUGUCCGGGGGGGAAGAGCCGCUGUCCCAAAGGGUACACCUGCUGCCAGCUGUCCACUGGAGUCUACGGCUGCUGUCCCCACCCAGAGGCGGUGUGCUGCAGUGACCAGCUUCACUGUUGCCCUGCCAACACCACAUGCGACAUGGAGCAUGAGAGGUGCCUCUCUGGGGAGGGGGAGGCGCUCCCGCUGGCUACAAAGAUCUCAGCCGCACCCAACCAUGACGUGGUUUGUCCUGACAGCCUGACUAUUUGUCACGAACAAUCAACCUGCUGCCAGUUGGUAAACGGCUCCUACGGCUGCUGCCCAAUGCCCAACGCAAUGUGCUGCUCGGACCACCUCCACUGCUGCCCCGACGGGUACACCUGUGACCUGGUCCACAGCACCUGCCUCUCCUCCGACACACACCUGCCUCUCCUCACCUACGCACCUGCAAAGACUUCCUCUGCUGUGGCCGAGGUCAAAGGACUCCUUGUCCCUUGCAACGAGUCGGUGGCCUGUGCUGACGAAACCACCUGCUGCCAGACCACCGCCGGGGAGUGGGCCUGCUGCCCCAUGCCUGAGGCGGUGUGCUGUCAGGACCACCGGCACUGCUGUCCCCACGCCACUGUUUGUAACCUGGCCCAGUCCCGGUGUGACCACGCUCGGGGCCACGCCCCCUCUGUGCCCUGGCUGACCAAACUGCCCGCCCUCAGCCGCUCCGCCCGCAGCUUCUCCGCUGCCGAGGAGGUCGCCACGACCCGCGACGGCCCAGGCGCCAGCAGCCUUCCCUGGGUGCGGAAGACCCCCGCCCUGCCCCGGGCGGACCCCGAGGAGCCCUCCCGGGAUGGCCUGAGCCCUGCCAGGGUGGAGUGUGACGCCCGCACCACCUGCCCCCGGGACACCACCUGCUGCUUCAUGAAGAGCAGCGGCCUGUGGGGCUGCUGCCCCCUACCCAAGGCGGUGUGCUGUGCUGACGGGGAACACUGCUGCCCCAUCGGCUACACCUGCGACGCCCGCACAGCCUCCUGCGCCAAGCCCCGCGCCGCCGCGGGGCUCCAGCGCCUGCCCUGGUUCUCCAAGCAGAGGGCCGUGCAGCGGGGCAUGCUGGGGGAUGUGAAGUGUGACAACGCCAGCAGCUGUGCGUCGGGCACCACCUGCUGUAAGCUGGACACGGGGGAGUGGGGCUGCUGCCCGCUGGUGAAGGCCGUAUGCUGCGAAGACCAUGAGCACUGCUGCCCGCAGGGCUACACCUGCAACAUGCACAGUGGGACCUGCGAGAAGCAGCUGCGACACCAAACCCCCCGCAGCCGCCCUCGGAGCAAGGUGGUACGGUCCAUGCUGAGGCCGUCCGCUGUGGAGGAGGAUGUUCCAUGUGACGAUGUGGGGGUGUUCCGCUGCUCCAAGCAGGAGACCUGCUGCCGCGCGUCGCCCACAGUGUGGGCGUGCUGCCCCUCGGCCCAGGCUGUGUGCUGCGCUGACUCCCUGCACUGCUGCCCUGCUGGCUCCUCCUGUGACCAGGGGGCCGGAGGCUGUGCCCCCCGGGGCCAGCCCAGUAGGCCCGCCCAACGCUGGGACGCAGACCCCGUCCCCCUGGGACUCUAAGCCCUUCAGGACCUGACCGCGGGGGGGACCACAUCACGGGUCCCAUUGUCCGGAGAGGCUGGAAGACCGGCUCUUCAACUGCUGUAAAGAAUGAUUCACUUCAAUGCAAUCAAGUCCAUGUUCUGUUCCAACCAUUAUUCGACCCCCUGCUGGAGUUUGCUGGGUUCCAGCGUGACACUCAUUAUUUCAUCAGGUCUAAUAGAACACGUUUUGUAAGGACAGUGUCCGCCACUUUACAAAAACCAGAUAGCUAAUCUUUUUUAGUUUUUCUGAAAAUCCUGCAUAAAUAUUAAGAAGGCCCUGCCCGGAAUAAUGACCCUUAAUCCAUAGGAAUAUGAAUGUACGUGGGUAUAUGCUACCUCUUUUAGUGUGACAGCGAGUGAUGCUGGUUUAAAAUCAUAAAAUCUCACAUCGCUUUGACUUUUGGUUAAAUGGUCAUGAUUCCAAUGUUAAAGUGUCUUCUCCAGGAUCAGUUUGACUAAAUCUAAAGACUGGGGAUGACUUGAAGCUCCCUCCUCCUUUUGAGCCCAGAGUUGGGUUUUCAAGUCCAUGCAAGUCCAUUUUGGUUACCAGAACGUAAAGAAACCCAAUCUUCUAUCUGGAUUUGACUCCUGGUCCCCCCCCAGACUGAGUUCCCCUCUGGCUCCGAGUACCGGAGCUCAUGACCCUGAGGCCCAGUGUGGCCUCAGGGUCAGGUCUGGUAGCGGUUCUGGAUUGGGUGUGUGUGUGUGUGUGUGUGUGUGUGUGUGUGUGUGUGUGUGUGUGUGUGUGUGUGUGUGUGUGUGUGUGUGUGUGUGUGUGUGUGUGUGUGUGUGUGUGUGUGUGCGCGCAGCAGACACAGAUUCAACCCUUGGCUCAUCUUUUAGACUUUCCGGAGUUUGGUCUUUCAUUGAUUACCUUUUUUUAAUAUCAAGAGUGAAUUGAAUUUGCCUAUAAAAUGUUUUUGGGGUGUUGUGGGUCUUCGAUGUAAAGGAGAAAGUGUUAGUUAUGGGGUAAUGAAGAAAGUGAUCGGAGACUAACCGGUCACAUGAUAUCCGUCACACUGUUGAUUCUUGAUUUAAAUCUACAUUCUUUGAAGACUUUGUAAAAGGUUGUUGCAUUAAUAAAGUUAUGCAAUGCC